Molecule: messenger RNA, 1208 nt
Organism: Gloeophyllum trabeum ATCC 11539
Lineage: Eukaryota; Fungi; Basidiomycota; Agaricomycetes; Gloeophyllales; Gloeophyllaceae
Exons: 5
Coding region: 32-1012 (326 amino acids)
Source: RefSeq, a predicted model, not a curated record
ACCGUUCUGUGCAAUAACCUCGACAGUUAAGAUGGCUGGAGUACCGACGGCGUCGUCGCCAAUAACGCAAGUGUCGCAGGUGCCGACACAGACGAACCUUGGCCAACCGAAUCUACUGACAAGACUACACCUGGACCUGAGGGGGAGACGUUUCACAGUCGACCGAGAAACCAUCAUGAAUCUCCCAGAAUCAGUCUUGCUAUGUCUCUUUCCGAAUGGCCUCGUCUUGAGCCGGCAAAGCGUUGCAAUGUCGGACGGCGGGGAUAACGAGGAGGACGAGGAGGUGUACGGCGUGGACUUCGAUCCAGACUGCUUCGCGUACGUGCUAGCGUUCUUCAAAAAUGCGGCCGAUGCAUUUUAUGGGACGGAGAACUCGCCAGGCCUGUUCGCCGCCCAGCAGCACCUGAUGGACGGAUCUCCGUCACCUGACCUAGGCCCCUCGCCGUCACAAAACCCGCUGCUCACCAAGCAGGCUAUCAUCGUGCUCCGAGAGGAGCUCGAGUACUUUUCAAUACCGCCGAAAGGGACCCCCGCCGGGACAGACGAGCACGGGAUAGCGAACGCCGCCCUCAUCGACGUCAAGCGGAAGUGCGGGGGGUAUCUCUUGGAGAAGCGCAACAUAUUCACCGCGCUGCAACGUAACGUUCAUAAGGAGAACAAUAUUGCCGAGCAGCACCUUAUCGACAUGCUGUGUAUGAGUGGAUUCGACCGCGAGGAUGAAUGGGGAUACCGCGCGCUCGAACCAAAUAGGUGCUGUAUAUCGUCAAUAGCUCUGGUCCUAUUAAAGACCGGCAUUGUACACCACUCCCCCGGUCCGAACGGGGAGCCCCGGGUCGCAGUCGACUAUAACCAGAUGGCGACCGCGCAGAAGCUGCUCCUAUUCUGGCGGAAACCUGCGCGGAAAUGCUGGUGGGACGGCAUCGAAAUUGAGAUCCAGGACAGCGAAGGCGCCGCGCAGCAGGUGAAGCUGUGGGCGCGGCGAGUGUGGACGCUCGAGCUCAGUUUGGUUUAGCACUCGUCGAUCUGCCGGAUGUCGUUAUCGGUCCGCUGCUUCCACUCCUUUCUCUGCCUAUCUUCCGUUCGUUUCUCUCCUUCUCUUGUGCAACAUCGAUAUACCCGUCAUCUGCAAACUAUAUCACGCACGUAUUUCAUCUAAUUCACGGUGUCCGCUGUAUCAAGGCAAUACAUGAUCUGCCAGGGGAAUCUGC